This is a messenger RNA of Juglans microcarpa x Juglans regia, 2280 nucleotides long. RefSeq names its product cucumisin-like. Gene Ontology annotation, biological process: proteolysis. Gene Ontology annotation, molecular function: serine-type endopeptidase activity. The transcript is spliced from 10 exons. The record is from RefSeq and is a predicted model, not a curated record. The coding region runs from base 1 to 2280 and encodes 759 amino acids. NCBI's taxonomy places the organism in Eukaryota, Viridiplantae, Streptophyta, Magnoliopsida, Fagales, Juglandaceae.
AUGGCCAAGGCAGGCCUACAUGUUCUUCUGUACCCAUUGUUGCUUACAGCUCUUCUCCAAAGCUGCCAUGGCCAGGAAAGAAAGGUUCACAUUGUAUACAUGGGAGAGCGGCCUCAGGGAGACUUUUCUCUUGCAUCAACUCACCAUUCCAUGCUUGAAGGAGUACUCGGAAGUAUUUCAUCGGCCAAAGAGUCGUUAGUUUACAGUUAUGGGAGGAGUUUCAACGGUUUUGCAGCGAAGUUGACCGACGAAGAAGUUGGCAAGUUAUCAGAAAUGGAGGGUGUAAUUUCAGUGUUUCCAAACCAUAAACUAAAGCUUCACACUACAAGGUCAUGGGAUUUCGUGAAUCUCCCAGCAGGCAGCGGCAAAGUUGGAGGCACUCAAGGGGAUGUCAUUAUUGGGCUUCUUGAUACAGGAAUUUGGCCAGAGUCUGAAAGUUUCAGCGAUGAAGGGCUCAGCUCACCACCCAGUAAAUGGAAGGGCAAAUGCAUAGGUGCCAACUUCACCUGCAAUAACAAGAUCAUUGGAGCACGUUACUACAAUAGUGACAACUCCUUCGACAGCACUGACUUUAAAUCUCCAAGGGACUCUGAGGGACAUGGAACCCAUACUUCCUCAACCGCUGCAGGAAUAGAGGUAGCUGGAGCGAGCUACUUUGGGCUAGCAAAAGGAACUGCAAGAGGUGGAGUUCCCAGCGCAAGGAUCGCCAUGUAUAAAGUUUGCUGGUCAUCCGGAUGUUCUUCAGCAGAUGUCCUGGCAGCAUAUGAUGAUGCAAUAGCAGACGGAGUUGACAUUAUUUCAGUGUCCCUUGGUUUUGGCUCGUUUCUCCAAUACUUUGAAGACCCAAUUGCUAUUGGGUCUUUCCACGCAAUGAGAAAAGGGAUUUUGACCUCGGCUUCUGCCGGGAACUCGGGGCCUUAUCCGUUUACCGUCAAUAAUUAUGCACCUUGGAUUGUCACUGUUGCGGCCAGCACCAUUGACAGGAAAUUUGUUGCUCAAGUUGUGCUUGGAAACGGACAAGUCUACACCGGUCUCUCCAUCAAUAGCUUCAAUCUAUAUGGAAAAUCAUUUCCCUUGAUUUGGGGAGGAGAUGCUGCAAACUACUCUGCAGGAGCUGACACAGAGAUUUCAAAAUUUUGCUCUCUUGGGACCCUGAAUUCAUACGAAGUUCUAGGAAAGAUCGUCUUAUGUGAGUCCCUCGACGAUGGCACCGGCGUUCUACUAGCCAACGGUGUGGGAACCAUUAUGGCGGACUCAUCCUUCAAAGAUUAUGCCUACAAUUACCCGCUACCAGCAACAGUAAUCAGCACAGAAGAUGGCCUCAGAGUUUUGGACUAUAUCAGAUCAACAGAAAAACCAAUCGCGACUAUUCUUGUCGGUGAGAUAUGGAAGGACGUCAUGGCACCUUAUGUUGUAUCGUUUUCUUCUAGAGGACCAAACCCCAUCACCCCCGACAUUCUGAAGCCAGAUCUCACAGCCCCUGGAGUGGACAUUCUUGCUGCUUGGUCUCCUGUGGCACCACCCUCAAUCGCUUUUGAGGACACUAGGAGUGUGAACUACAACAUAAUUUCUGGCACAUCCAUGUCUUGCCCUCAUGUUAGUGGUGCAGCUGCUUAUAUUAAGGCUGCCCAUCCAAAUUGGUCCCCUGCCGCCAUUAAAUCUGCACUCAUGACCACAGCUUACAACGUGGACCCAAAGAAGCACGAAGAUCUUGAAUUUGCCUACGGAUCAGGUCAAAUCAACCCAUUGAGAGCCGUAGACCCCGGGCUCGUCUAUGAUGCAUCUGAGGCAGACUACAUUGACUUUCUGUGCAGGCAGGGCUACAAUACCACCACGCUAAAACUCAUCACAGGAGACAACAGCAGUUUCUGCACCACCACAGUGCCUGGAAGAGCUUGGAGCCUCAAUUAUCCCUCAUUCUCCGUAGCCGUGGAAGAUGGUUUGCCAAUUAGAGCUGUGUUUAGUAGAACAGUCACCAACGUUGGCCCGCCAAACUCUACCUACACUCUCAGUUGGUACAUGCCUCCCUCAAUUAACGUUGUAGUGGAGCCAUCAGUCCUAUCAUUCUCUGCCACCGGCGAGAAAACGUCGUUCACAGUCAAAGUCUACGGCCCAAGUAUUGCACAGCGGCCAAUUACAUCAGGAGCAAUUAUUUGGAAUCAAGGGGUUCAUGUGGUGAGAAGCCCACUUGUGGUAUACACAGUUCUUCCCGGUUCCUCUUUACCCUUCUCCUUAUCUAAAAAAAAAAACAAAUUUCAAACGUUCCUCCAUGUAUCAUAA